UUUUUGAAAAAAAAAAUUAGACUUUGUUUGCCGAAUCGAGCGGUGCGGCGAGUGGAAGCUCCGGUAACCUGCGGUGCUACUGGAAACCUCACUAAGUCAUUGAGCUGAGAUGAAAGGACUCUUCAAAUCCAAGCCGCGAACUCCCGUUGAUAUCGUGCGGCAAACGCGCGAUCUGCUCAUCUAUGCCGGCCGCUUCGCCGACAGUCGUGAUGGUAAGCGGGAAGAGAAGAUGGCGGACUUAUUUAAACAUAUAAGGGAGUUAAAGUGUAUUCUUUAUGGAAAUAGUGAAUCCGAGCCAGUCUCAGAAGCUUGUCAACAACUGACUCAAGAGUUCUUCAGAGAGAACACGCUACGACUGUUGAUCACUUGUCUUCCUAAAUUGAACUUAGAGGCGAGGAAAGAUGCAACUCAAGUUGUUGCAAAUUUGCAAAGGCAACAAGUGAAUUCACGGUUGAUUGCUUCUGAUUACUUGGAAUCGAACAUCGAUCUCAUGGAUGUUUUAAUAGCAGGUUAUGAGAACACAGACAUGGCUUUGCAUUAUGGUGCAAUGUUGAGAGAAUGCAUAAGGCAUCAGACUGUUGCAAGAUAUGUUUUGGAGUCACAGCACGUGAAGAAAUUUUUUGACUAUAUACAACUUCCAAAUUUCGAUAUUUCUGCUGAUGCUGCUGCAACUUUUAAGGAGCUCUUGACAAGGCAUAAGUCCACUGUGGCUGAGUUUCUUUCUAGGAACUAUGACUGGUUCUUUGCAGAAUAUAACUCAAAGUUGCUGGAAUCUAGCAACUAUAUUACUAGAAGACAAGCAAUCAAGUUGUUGGGAGAUAUUUUGUUGGACCGGUCAAAUUCUGCAGUCAUGACCAGAUACGUGAGCUCAAGGGAUAAUUUAAGGAUUCUCAUGAAUCUUCUAAGGGAAUCGAGCAAGAGCAUCCAAAUAGAAGCUUUUCAUGUUUUCAAGUUGUUUGCUGCAAACCAGAACAAGCCUCCAGACAUUGUUAGCAUACUGGUUGCAAAUAAAAGCAAGCUUCUACGUUUGUUUGCGGAUUUCAAGACCGAUAAAGAGGAUGAACAGUUUGAGGCAGACAAGGCUCAAGUUGUGAAAGAAAUUGCUUCCCUUGAGCUUAGAGACCGGCCAGAGUGAGCUCUUGUAUGCUCAGAAUUGAAUAACAUUCUCCUAGUAAUAGACUUGUAGUGCUUUCGGAAGGGCAUGUAAUAUGUAAAAAAGAAGGCUUUUCAUUUCUGUUUCCUCGUUCAUAGAAUCUUAUUAUCUAU
Molecule: messenger RNA, 1266 nt
Organism: Hibiscus syriacus
Lineage: Eukaryota; Viridiplantae; Streptophyta; Magnoliopsida; Malvales; Malvaceae
Product: putative MO25-like protein At5g47540
Exons: 11
Coding region: 110-1135 (341 amino acids)
Biological process (GO): intracellular signal transduction
Molecular function (GO): protein serine/threonine kinase activator activity
Source: RefSeq, a predicted model, not a curated record